Phialemonium atrogriseum is the source of this 1681-nucleotide messenger RNA. RefSeq names its product saccharopine dehydrogenase. The transcript is spliced from 2 exons. The record is from RefSeq and is a predicted model, not a curated record. Gene Ontology annotation, cellular component: cytoplasm. Gene Ontology annotation, molecular function: saccharopine dehydrogenase (NAD+, L-lysine-forming) activity. The coding region runs from base 155 to 1291 and encodes 378 amino acids. Lineage: Eukaryota; Fungi; Ascomycota; Sordariomycetes; Cephalothecales; Cephalothecaceae.
GUAAAGGUCAUGAAAGCUGGGUAUGUGGUUGCGUAGGAAUACAAAGACGCUAUAUAAUUGAGGGACGGAAUACCCAUUUACGCCGCGGAAACCAACAAUCAUCGAGCUCUUGUCUACCCAAAUUCUCUAAUUCCAUACCCCCAAGCUGCAUACGAUGGCGAACAAUGUCGUGCUUCACUUCCGGGCCGAGGCUGCUCCUCUUGGUUACCUGGCCAUCUUGACCCCUGAAUCGACACGCCAGCUCGUUGAAGCUGGGAUGAAGGUUCACGUCGAACGCAGCACGGUUCGUUGUUUUGCCGACCAAGAGUAUGAAGCCGUGGGCGCGAAGCUGGUCCCCCCUGAUUCGUGGCCCGAUGCUCCAAUCGAUCACAUCAUCCUCGGCAUCAAGGAGCCCGAGAACCUCAAGGACAUCCAGGCGCUAAAACACACACACAUCUACUCGGGAUACUACUACAAGCAGCAGAAGAACUCGGUCGAGGGACUGCAGCGGUACAUUCGCGGCGGUGGUACCUUCCUCGACCUGGGCUCGACGAAGCACGGGAUCGGCAACCAGACCGACGUCUUCGGUCGCUUCACUGGCAUCGGCGGCUUCGCGGCGGCGUUGAAGGCCUGGAGACAUCAGCUGGAGCAUCCCGAUGGCGUGACACCCAUGCAACCUGUCAAGAUCCAUGACUCUCUGGAGUCUCUUGUCCAGGAGGCCAAGGCCAACCUUGACAAAGGCAUCGAGAUCACCGGGCGGUAUCCCCGCGUUGCAAUUGUAGGCCCGGCCGGACGCACUGGCUCUGGGUGUCUCUCGCUCUGUCGGGCAGUGGGCAUCCCCGAGAACAACAUCUUGAAAUGGGGCCGAGAGGAAACUUCUCGACCAGGACCGCGCGACGACCUACUGCAGAGCGACAUCCUGGUGAACUGCCUCUACACGAACCGGCGCAUCAACCCUUUGAUCGACGACCAGGCUCUCAAGAGGCCACGGAAGCUGUCCAUCAUCGUCGAUAUCUCGUGUGACUACCAGGGUCCCUACCACGCGCUCCCCAUCUACUGGCAGCCCUCGCACUUCGACAACCUCGCCAUGCCCGUUUCGGUGCCCUUUGGGCCACCUCUGACGGUCGUGGCGUGCAACUAUUACGCCGCCAUGGUCCCCCGAGACACGAGCGAGUACGCGACCAAGGCCCUGCUGCCAUUCUUUACUUCUCUGAUUGGGUGGAAACAGGGGGAGACAUGGCGCAAGCUCGAGCGCCUGUUCUGGGUCAAGAGCGACGCGAUUCCUCAGAGCGAGCGGCUUGCAAAACUAUAGGCUUGUUCUGUUAGCAGCAUCACAUCUUGUAAUUAGCUAAUUAGCUUUUCAAUAAGUACCAUUCAUUCUCAGACCUCUGGGCCUACACUCGCAAGACCAAGCUCUAAUUAUAUAAUUAUCUCCUUGUUAGUACUACGUAUAUAUAGAUUCUCAUUCACACAGGAUCCAAAGAUUGAAAAUAGACCUCUGCCAUUGCCUCCAAGUAUUCUAGGGAUUCAGGUUCGUGUCUUUGUGUGAAGUGUUAACUACCUGCCUAAAAUGGCAGACUGUAGCCCGGGUCUGUUGGAGCAGCAGGCACCGGACAAAUCCCGGUCCCGAAUGUUGGUCGUGACGGGAUCCCAGGGGCGAAUGUCACAAUACCUAAGGUCUGUUGGUUGGGCGGAGUUCCCC